Messenger RNA from Saprolegnia parasitica CBS 223.65, 348 nucleotides. RefSeq lists its product as hypothetical. The transcript is spliced from 2 exons. Lineage: Eukaryota; Oomycota; Saprolegniomycetes; Saprolegniales; Saprolegniaceae. The record is from RefSeq and is a predicted model, not a curated record. The coding region runs from base 1 to 348 and encodes 115 amino acids.
AUGUUGUGGCAGCGCCUCCAAGCCUUCUUCCAUGCCAAGUUCGGCAACGCGCUGCGAACCACGAGCGCCAGCGUCCCGUCGAGCGGCGUCCGCCACCUCGACGUCUUUUCGCCGCAAGCGCUUUCGCGGAGCUGGUCCUGCGGCAUGUACACCGACAUGCACACGCCCGCCAACAAGGCCGCCCGCUACGCGGAGCUCACAGUCGGCGUUGAGCACACUGUUGAAGAAGCCACGGACAGGAUGCCUGGCGAAGACGGGGUUACGUCAGCGGCCCCGUCCGCGCAGCUCAAGGAAUCCGCGCGCAACCCACGCAGCUACAUGUCCCGCGCGUGUAAAACGCGCGAGUAA